This is a messenger RNA of Colletotrichum fioriniae, 237 nucleotides long. RefSeq lists its product as uncharacterized. NCBI's taxonomy places the organism in Eukaryota, Fungi, Ascomycota, Sordariomycetes, Glomerellales, Glomerellaceae. The record is from RefSeq and is a predicted model, not a curated record.
AUGCAAUUCUCCUCCGUCUUCGCCAUCUUCGCCGCCACCAUGGUUGCUGCCGCACCUACUUCUCCCAUCGACUCAACUCUUGAGGCUAGAAAGGACCCCGGUGCCAUCGCUGCUUGUGAGACGCAGACAGCAGCCGACCAGGUUGCCUGCAUCGACAAGUGCAAUAAGGACGCCGCGUGCAUUACUGCUUGCUCGCUGGAUGCAGCCCAAAAGUACACUGCUUGCGCUACGAAAUAG